AAAAAACAUUUCCGGAGAAUGAAAAGAGUGGCAACAACGGUGAAGGAAGAUAAACGGAAGAUGCUAAAAGUAGAAGCAUUGGAGAGAGUUGAGCCUGAAGAUGAGACAGCUAAACUCCCGCGUGGCUACACUGAAUCCGAUGCUGAGAGUGAGGAGGAUGAUACUCUCUUUACAGGCAUGAAGGAUGGAAAGCUCCUUGUGCGCGGGAAGACGCUCGAGCAGAGAUUGGCAAAAUUCGUCAUGGAGGACAAUAUCUCUGUGUCCAGCACAAAGAAGAUGCUUCACAUUCUCCGGGAGUAUGGGCAUGAGGAUUUGCCAACGAGUAAGACAACCCUCAUAAAGGAUAACAUUGAUUUCUCCAGUGAGGUCAUGAAGGUCGUCAAAGGCAUUGAGAAGACACUCAAGGCUAAGCUGGACUUUGUCAUGGAUCAAGCGACGAGACUCGAAUCAAGCCUAAUGCUUCCGGAUGAGGCAGUUGAGACGGCAAACUACCGUCAUUGGUCCAUAAAUGACAAAGUGGGCAACACUCACAUCUUCCCCAUCGCCUCCAGGGAGCAUUUUGAGAAGAUUGAUUCGAUGUUUGACUCAGAUUCAGUUCUGGUUCGUCAAGUCAGGGACACAAUCCUGGCCUUCCCGACUGACUGGAUGCGUCUCCUGGUGGCUGAUGAUGUUCUCUGCCAGUUCACCAUCUCCCGUUCCACAGAUCGCCGUACAAUCUUCUCCUUCAAACUCUUUCAGUAUGCACAGAAGUUGACCAACUACCACGAUGUGGUGCAUCAGUUUAAGAUUGCCCGGGACAGGUACACUAAGCGUGUGGCCAGGAAGAAGAAGCUCGAUGAGCAACAGAGAUCAGUGGAGAACACAAUGACUCCGAAGCAGGAGUUAGAUGAUGUAGAUGAAGAGACUGAGUCCGUUUGACCGCCGCUCACACUAAAUUCCACAAAAAAAUUCAACAACAAACAACUUUGAAAAAAA
Molecule: messenger RNA, 975 nt
Organism: Lutzomyia longipalpis
Lineage: Eukaryota; Metazoa; Arthropoda; Insecta; Diptera; Psychodidae
Exons: 4
Coding region: 19-918 (299 amino acids)
Source: RefSeq, a predicted model, not a curated record